AUGGCAAAAGGAGGCAAACUUACCAAGCUUAAGUCCAUGCUAAAGAAAAUGCAAUCUUUCAAGAUCAGCCGCACCAAUGACACGUCCCUCAACAAUUUCUCAGAUGAUGACACGGCCGACGGAAAAGACCUCCACCCUGUGUAUGUCGGCAAGUCAAGGCGGCGCUACUUCAUCACCACCAACGUCAUGGCCAACCCGCUCUUCCGGGAGCUGGUGGAGCGGUCCGGGACCGAUGAUGACUCGAUUACUGUGGGGUGCGAAGUUGUGCUUUUCGAGCAUUUGCUUUGGAUGCUGGAAAACACUGAUCCUCAGCUCGAAUCCUUAGAAGAGCUUGUCGAGUUUUAUGCAUGUAAAUAA
Messenger RNA from Fraxinus pennsylvanica, 357 nucleotides. The record is from the annotation of a GenBank genome assembly. Lineage: Eukaryota; Viridiplantae; Streptophyta; Magnoliopsida; Lamiales; Oleaceae.